Rhea pennata is the source of this 1761-nucleotide messenger RNA. RefSeq lists its product as uncharacterized. The transcript has 4 exons. The coding region runs from base 1 to 975 and encodes 324 amino acids. The record is from RefSeq and is a predicted model, not a curated record. NCBI's taxonomy places the organism in Eukaryota, Metazoa, Chordata, Aves, Rheiformes, Rheidae.
AUGGCCACAGAUAAAAUCUGCCCUCGAUCGAUAAAAACUCUUUCCCAAACGUGUAUUUUUGCCAGUUUCUCUCUCGUAUAUUUUAUUUUCGCGCAGACUGCUUCGCAAACGUUUUUAUCGCCGGAAAAAAAAAAAAAAAAAGCAAACAAAAACGUCGCGGGAGGUCUCGGAGUUUUGGUUUUAGGGCUCGUUGGAGAGAAGCAGAAACGGGACUCCCCUCCCAGGAGAAAACAACCGAUUCCCCGUCAUUUCGCUACAAAAACGAACAACGGAUUGUUUCGUCUCCUUCGGGAAAAACAGCGGCGAGAAGGCCUGAUCCUGCUCCGCGAGGGCUUCCCUGCGGCGCGGCAAGGGCAGGGGGGACCCCGCAGCCCGCUCCUGGCGCCCCCGGGGCGCUCCCCACCCCCGCUCCGCUCCGCUGCCGCGGAGGGCAAAGCGCGCGUCGUGACAGCGCAAGACGGAUCGGAUUUGCGCGGCCAGCAGGAAGUAUCCGAGAAGUCAGACCUUUAUCUCCUCUGGAAAACAUCCUGCGGACAGACAAGCUGCAAACGCCCUGAAAUCCUUGCAGCCGGUUCUAGCUUCCCAGUCCGGUGGGAACCUUUCCACGGGACGGGAGCAGGAUCAGGCCACGGCGCCGCGGGAGCGGCAGGGCAGCGGCGCUCCGCUUUCCCCGGCCUCCCACCCCGCUGCCCGCAGAGCUCUGCCCUUCGAAACAGCUCGCUUCUGAUAGUGUCUGGAAGGCAUUUAACAGGAAAAAAGGAAAAAAAGCAACGAGGGGCUGUGAAAGUCAGCCCUCCCCCGCGAGGAGCUCGUCUGGGAGCGGGAGUCAGGCCCAGUCCCGAGCAGGCAGCGAGAGCAACCUGCAAAGCGGCAGGAGGGAGCAGGGUCCGCUUCAAACACGGCCUUUCGCCCCUGCAGCCAGCAGAAAAGCUGCGGUUUGCCUCACCCCUCCGUCCCUCCGUCGCCUGCAUUUAAACCUCGAGGGCUUGGGUGCCGUGUGGCGGGGUGGGCUAGAGACGGUUUUUCAGGGCCCUCUUCGGGGAUCCUGUUUUCCUUUACUCCCUUUACCGUGUAUUCAAGGUCUGAUUCUGAUUCACACUUCUCGACCUGCAACCAAAAGCCAUCCCCGGAGAGGGAGCCCGCUUUAGGAGCACUCAGGGUGCAGCUCCAGGGUCGAAGCGCCCCUUUUUGGAGGCGCGAGGAGCCCAGCGUAGGGCUGGGCCGGGGCUGGCCGGUGCCCGCAGCCGGAGCCCGGAGCUCCGCUCGGGAGCCGAGCCGCGCUGCUGCAGCAAGCCCCGGCCCGCCGCGGUGCAGCCGGUCGCUUUGCCCCCUCUGCUCGGCCCCGCACACACCGCCCUCGGCCGAGACGCCGUUUGCAGCGGGGAGCCGGGCUCCGGCGGGCUGGUGGAGAGCAAAGAAGGGGAAGAGAGGCGGGGGGCAUGUGGAAGCUGAGCCCCGACCCGAAAAGUCCGUGAGCUGCUGUAUGUCAGUGACUUAUUCAUCAAUCAGCCGGACACAGAGCAGACCUGGCCUCUCUUUGCGGAGUGUUUGCUUUUUCACCAAUUAUUGCGGCCCUGCAGCUCUUUUUGUUGAUACAGUAGUUCUAAAAAGUGCUAAUGUUCAUUUAUCAGGGGGCCGAGGCCGGGUCUCCCACUAGUUGUGAUUCUUCCAAAAAUAUAAACACGCAGAGAAGGGCUGAGGCUAAAGCCCCCAUUUGUUUCUAAACUGCAGUAUUAAAAGUGAUGCAUUGUUGAAGAUAAA